Messenger RNA from Rhopilema esculentum, 3322 nucleotides. RefSeq names its product cytokine receptor-like factor 3. Gene Ontology annotation, molecular function: protein binding. NCBI's taxonomy places the organism in Eukaryota, Metazoa, Cnidaria, Scyphozoa, Rhizostomeae, Rhizostomatidae. The record is from RefSeq and is a predicted model, not a curated record.
AGGGGCCUUUAGUUCCUGAAGCAUUUCUGACUCUUGCUAAAUGCAACAUGUAGAGCCCCCUCUAGCACUGUACCCUUGAUAGGGAACUGAUUUGGUUGAGAGAGUGAAAUAAAUCUAGUCACUGGAUCCUCGGCUGAAAAAGAGCACUGUACUUAAUAUUAUAGAUAGUGUAGACGAGUCAUUAUCACACCAAAGUUACUUGUAAAGCUGUGACAGUAAGCAGAAUGUGAUUGUAAAUGGAGCUUGAUUUAACAAUCUUGCGUAUUUUGUUCUAAAUUUCUUUUGUGACUGCAUAUUAAAGUGAGAAUGGGGUGAUUAUGAGUGAGAAUUCAGCUGCCAUAUAAUUGUGCCAAUACCACAUCCUUCACUGGAUCCAUUUUAAAGGUUCCACAAAACAAUUAUGUUGACAUUAAGCAUUUGGUAGGGACCAAGAAAUGAAAAAAAUACAAAUGAGGUACUAUGGGGCAGUUAUAAAGUAUGUAUAAUAUCCUGGUUACCAGAUAGAAAACUCAGGGCUGUUGCUACGGAGGAAGAUGUGACAACCCCUUGGAAAAAUUUUCAUUAUAAAAGCGAGAAGCUUUUUACCAUUUAGCGGUGGUUCGUCGGCAACUAAAGGAUGGAUCACCCAUUUUUGUCAGCAAAUGGGAUCGGCAAAACCUCCCCUGUGCUAGAGAGCGACAACGCUCCUGCAACAAAAAGAAGUCUUUUUUGAGAUCAGUGGCUAAGAGGCUAAAAGGUCAUUUGAUCCAAACGAGGUAAAGAGCAAAAGACUGCAUUGUUUAGUUUCGAGCAAGAUGGCUGCCGGAAACACAUUUUGAAAACCUAUUACUAAUCACAGGGAUCUGACGGUUAUGAGAAAAUGGAGGACUUACAAAUUCUUGUGGAGAGAUGUGAAAACAGAACUUCUUAUCUAGGAAACAAAGUAACAGAAGUUAACAAGUCACUGAAAGCUGUGAAGGAAAGCUGUUCAAGUGCUCGCCUUGCCUUGGAUUUAAAUUAUGAAAGGAUAAAAAUGGAGGUAGUAAGAGCAUUGGAUGACCGCUACCAUUCUCUUGUUGAUGUUAUUGAAAAGUCAAAAAAAGAGGACAUGGAUUUGCUUAAGAAUUUAGAAGAUCAGCUAAAUACUGAACUAUCUCACCUUCAAGAACUCACCAACAAAGGCAAUGCUGAGAUAAACAAGAACAGUCAGGUUUUUGAAAAUGGAGAAAGUGAAGAUAGUCUGGAUGAGUCUGCAUCUGUGUGUAAAGAGAUAGCCUCUGCUCUUGAAAAGACAGGUAAAAGCAGUCCAGAUAUGCCUUGUGCUUCACUAUCAAUAGUUGUUGGUUUUGAUGAGUCGAAAGCCAAGUCUUCAAUUGAAAAUUUACGGGGCUGCAUCGCUGUGGAUGUAAUUGGGGGACUGCAAAUCACAGAAUGCGUUGAAAUGCCUGGUGGUAUUCUUAUAAGAUGGGAUGAGCAUUCAACUGAUUCUGAAUCAGUGGAUACAGAUAACAGUGUUGUCACAGACUACAUACUGCAAUGUGCAUCAUGUGCAUCAAAGAAACCGAAUCAUAGCGAUCAUGAUGAAUCAUCACUGAUUUUCAAUACCUUGUACACAGGAGAAGAAAUGCAGUACUUUUUGACUGAUAUUGAUGCUCAUAGUUGUUUUUAUUUUCGUGUUUGUAAAAAACUUGGAGAAGAAUUUGGACCUUGGAGUCUAAUAAAGAAAGGAUGGACAACACUUCCACCCCAUGAGUGGAAUUUAGAAGACUGUGCAAAUGAAGGAAGUUUGCCUGCAUAUGAGCUUGGCAACAACAAUCGCACAGCAACAAAAGUUUUCCCAGAAAGCUGUAAAAUUCUGAGGUCACUGGGCACAACCUGCAGAUUGGGACAUGCAAUCAACUUCAAAAUGGAUGAAGUUGGCGAAAGGAGUAGCAAGGAUGGGAUUGCACUGGUCACAAAACGAUUUGAUAAAGACUCAGGAGAAUUGCUCAUUUUUUCACCAGAAUCGAUUGUUGUCAACACAAAAGGAGCGAUUUACGUAAACGGGACUGUCAUGGUAAUGAUGUUACCGAAUUUAAAGCGAGGCUCUGUGCUCUCGUUUCAAACGACCAGAGUUAGUCAGGAAAAGCUGAGGGUUUCAAUAUCAAACGAAGACAAAGAGGUUACAUUUGAUUGGCUUGCUGGCCACGUAGACAAUGAACUUGCAUUUGCCGCCAGUUUUGAACACACUGGAUGGCAGAUAACUGUCUAUUAGAAAGGAUUGAAGACAGCAUCAUAUCUUAAUCAAAGAUCUAAUGAAAUGAGUACAACCUAAAGUGAUUCCGUACAUCUUCAGUUUUGGUUAAGAACUGAUUCUUACAAUUCAAGUUCUUCACCACUAUAAAAUCUGGAAUCCUAGGCUUGCCCAAAGUGAUCCCAUACAUCUUCAGUUUUGGUUAAGAACUGAUUCUUUCAAUUCCAGUUUUUCAACAUUAUAAAAUCUGGAAUCCCAGGCUUCUUUGAUUUUAUUAUUGGUUGGGGCAAUCUACAUUUAUGCACAGAAAAAAAGAUUGCUGAUCCUUUAUAUAAACAGAAACUUUUUGCCGUAUUUAACGCCCACCCCACAAAUAAACACAAUCCCUUCCAGCAAGAUAAAUUGAAGAACUCUAUUUUAUCUUGCUUCCAGCUAUAAACCUUCUGCAUCUCUUUCAUCCAUAACUUUCAAUAGCUACUACCAUCUUAACUUGCUUGCCUCCUUCCCCUCUUUUAUGGAUUUACGCACAACACCUCCUGAAGCCCAUUGAGAGGGGUCCUGAAAAGUUAGCAAAGAUCCUUACAAUAACAACAACAAUAGCACUCGCAUUUUUAAUAACGCCACCACAGGCCAAAUUUUUUCUCAGGCCCCAGAAAAGCUCUCAGCCAGACUGACCUCUCGUUCUCUAUUUGCUGACAUAGCAUGGUUAUGAAACUUGCUUAAUGUGCAUUUACAUGUAUGGCCCCAGUAACAGUUCAUUCUUAAAUUAAAUUGCAAUUAAAUGAUUUACAACCACAUCUUUAUACACUGUUAAUCUUACAAUUCUUCUGCUACAAGAUAUGCUAAAUUUAUUUGCAGUUUAUUUUAUUAUUUCUUGUAUUUUCAUUGUCAAGCAUAUUUUGAAGUGUGAUUGUUACUUAAGGAAAUAUUCUUAUUUCAGUUUUGAAUCUUUGAAUGUAUAAAAGAAACAUUUGUAGCUAAUUUGCCAUUGGGGUUUGCUCCUUCUUUGGGUGGAAAUCAAUUUUCAUUUAAAUCUGUUUAACCUUAAUAAUUGGAGGUAAUUUUCCUCCGCUUUUUAGAAUUGUAGAGAAUGAAUUGUCAGUUAAAUUA